AUGUUCGUGAUCGCUUGCUUGCUGGCGUGCCUUUCCGCGGCGCACGCCCUGAGGGUCGGCGUCGGGAUCGCUGACGUCACAGGCCCGCCCGCCGAGAUCGGCUUUAUGGGUUACGCGAAUUUUGAGCAGGUCGGUCACGGCAUCCACCUGCGACAGUUCGCGAGGGCCUUCGUGCUUGCAGACGACGACGACGACAGUGACAACACGAGGAUCGUGUUCGUCUCCGUCGAUGCGGCCAUGAUGGGCAAUGGUGUUAGAAAAGAGGUCCUUAAACGCCUGCAAAAGCGUUUCGGUGAUUUGUACACCGACAACAAUGUGAUACUGAGUGGUACUCACACGCACUCAACCCCUGGCGGGUUCCUCAUGGACUUUCUCUUCGACCUCCCCAUACUUGGUUUCGUGAAGGAAACUUACCUCGCCUUAGUUACUGGGAUACUGAAGAGUAUAUUCAUCGCUCACAACAAUUUGAAGCCGGCCCGCAUGGAGUACAGCGAGGCAGAGUUACUCGAUGCCAACAUAAACCGGUCUCCUACUUCGUAUUUGCGGAACCCGCCCGAGGAGAGGGCCAAGUACAAAUAUGACGUAGACAAAACCCUGGCGCAGGUUCGUUUCCUCGGCAAAGAAAACAAUAUCAUCGGCGUCAUCAACUGGUUCGCCGUCCAUCCAACCAGUAUGAACAAUACAAACCGGCUCAUAUCCUCGGAUAACGUGGGUUACGCUUCCAUCCUGAUGGAGAAGGCUUUGAAUGGGAAUAGCACUUUACCAGGAAAGGGAAAUGUGGUAUGCGCGUUCGCGUCGACGAAUUUGGGCGACGUGUCUCCCAACACAAGGGGACCCCGUUGUGAGUUCUCUGGCCGGCCGUGUGACCAGGAGAAGAUGCUGUGCACUAUGCACAAGGAACGUUGUUUCGCGUCGGGCCCCGGCGUUGAUAUGUUCGACAGUACGCGCAUCAUCGCCACCAAGCUCUACAAUACCGCUAUGACAGUUCUGAACCAACCGGGAGAGGACCUGACCGGGCCGCUUGGGAUCGUACAUCAGUUCGUAGAGAUGCCGAAAGAAGUUGUCUCCCCGUAUGACCCUGUUUCAGAGACAUUUAAUUCGAGUGCUAAAGUAUCCGGCUGUCUUCCGGCUAUGGGAUAUAGUUUCGCAGCGGGCACAACGGACGGGCCGGGCGCGUUCGAUUUCACUCAGGGCACCACCACCUCAAACCCGCUCUGGAACGCAGUCAGGGACUUCAUUGCUGAACCCACCAAGGAGGAUAUCGAAUGCCACGCGCCUAAACCCAUCCUUUUAGCGACGGGAAGGGCGAAAUUUCCGUACGAGUGGCAACCCAAAGUGGUAUCUUGUGCGGUGGCGCGAGUGGGCGGGCUACUGGUGGCUGCUGUUCCUGGCGAAUUCACCACCAUGUCCGGCAGGAGACUGCGUAACGUGGUAGCACGCGCCGCAGCUGCUGCCUCUGCCACUGCCACUGCCAGCCGGGUCGUGCUGGCCGGACUCUCCAAUAUAUAUUCUGACUACAUCGCAACACCCGAGGAAUAUCAGGCACAACGGUAUGAAGCGGCAUCAACAAUUUUCGGCCCUCACACUCUGGACAUCUACCUCAAUAAAUAUGUGGAGCUUACGGAUGCCGUGAUGAAAGGUCAGCGUGUGGAUCCGGGUCCGAGCCCGCCAGACUUAAGCGAGCAGCUGAUCUCGCUGGUGCCGCCCGUGCUGUGGGACGCGGCGCCCUGGGGCAAGGAGUUCGGCGACUGCGUCAAGCAGCCGCAGAAGUAUUACAGCUACGGCGACGUCGUCACUGCUUCCUUUGUGUCGGGGCACCCGCGCAACAGCGCGCGCGCGGGCCGCUGGCUGGCGGCCGUGGAGCGCUUGGCCUCCGCGCCCGACGACGCCUGGACCACCGUCGCCACCGACGCCGACUGGGAGACCAAGUACAUCUGGCAACGGAACUCCAAAAUUCUUGGCACGAGCUACGCUGUGAUCGAAUGGGAGAUUCCCGUGGGAACCCCUCCGGGGACUUAUAGGAUACACCAUUACGGGAACUAUAAGUACAUCUUGGGCGGUAUUUAUCCUUACCAUGGAUUUAGUGACAGCUUUGAAGUCACCUAA
Parnassius mnemosyne (clouded apollo) is the source of this 2106-nucleotide messenger RNA. The record is from the annotation of a GenBank genome assembly. Lineage: Eukaryota; Metazoa; Arthropoda; Insecta; Lepidoptera; Papilionidae.